This is a messenger RNA of Enterobius vermicularis (human pinworm), 1923 nucleotides long. Lineage: Eukaryota; Metazoa; Nematoda; Chromadorea; Rhabditida; Oxyuridae. The record is from the annotation of a GenBank genome assembly.
AUGUCUUCAGUUUAUGACGAAAAACCUCCACCGCCACCACUCAGAUUACGCUUAUUGUACAGCAGUAGUGCUUCAUCGGGCGCUCGAGAACAGUCAUUUCUAGACUUAAAGCCUUUACCCAAAGAGCCUGCGGAGAAUCCGCAAUACGAAUCAGUUCCUUCCGGUAGAAAAAAAGGGAAAAAAAGUAAAACGUUUGGAGGAAAAAAAAGCAAAGAGAAAGAUCGUUACAAUGACAAACCGGUGAUAUCUCUCCCGAGUAACUUCGAACACACAGUACAUGUUGGCUACGAUCCAGCCACAGGGGAAUUCACGGGUAUGCCCCCGUCGUGGGCUAAGUUACUUCAAUCUUCUCAAAUCAGCAAACAAGAACAACAGAAGAACCCGCAAGCUGUUUUAGACGCUUUGAAAUAUUAUACACAGAAUGAUCAGGAACCGCACCAAAAGUGGUUACAACCAGCACCUCUCGAAGGGUCGUCUUCACGAGGCUUACAUUAUGUCGGGAAUGCCCCCACGUCUUCCAGUUUGUCUUAUACCUCUUCGGCGGUAACUAAUCAUACCAAUCAUCAUUAUCAAAACCAUAUCCCUCCGCAUGUUCAGCAAUCCCAAGAGCCUUAUCAGAAAUCCUCCUCCGCAAAACAGUUUCCUUCCCAAAGUAAUCAACUCUCGUCAUUAAGUGUCGUUAUUUUGAAGCUGAAUAAGUUUACAGGUAUUCCGUCUGCGUACCACGGCAGUAUACCGAAGCCACCACCUCUUAUUCCUGGCCUUCUUGGUUCAUCGCAGAGGUCAUCUGGUAGUGUAAGCACGUCUUCUCAUUCUUCAGCGACCGCUGACCAACUUUCAACUUUACCAUCGGUCAAACCUUAUGCUGAUGAUGCUUGCGCUCCACCAAUUCCUGAUCGCCCAGCUCGAACUUUGUCUAUAUACACGAAACCAAAGGAGGAGGAAGAACGAUCUGAUGCUUUAAGUGGCAGUAUGGCGAAUACUAGCGCAAUGGCAAAAAGUAAUAGAGCGGGUCGUAAAAAGAAAAUUUCUGACAGUGAAGUGUAUGCAAAACUAAGAUCAAUUGUUACCAUCGGGAAUCCGGACAGAAAGUACCAGAAAGUUGAGAAAAUUGGAUCUGGCGCUUCUGGAUCGGUUUACACGGCUAUUGAAAUAAGCACUGGCGCAGAAGUAGCUAUUAAACAGAUGAAUCUUACUCAGCAGCCGAAAAAAGAAUUGAUCAUCAAUGAAAUUCUUGUUAUGCGUGAAAAUAAACAUGCCAAUAUUGUUAAUUACCUUGACUCAUAUCUUGUCGGUGAUGAGUUAUGGGUUGUAAUGGAGUACCUUGCUGGAGGGUCAUUAACAGAUGUUGUUACCGAAUGUCAGAUGGAGGAAGGUAUGAUCGCCGCUGUUCUUCGUGAGGUACUGCAAGCUUUGGAAUUUCUUCAUAAGCGUCAUGUCAUUCACAGAGACAUUAAAUCAGACAACAUUUUGCUUGGUCUUGACGGUUCUGUUAAACUAACUGACUUUGGAUUUUGUGCUCAAAUAAGUCCUGAACAAAGCAAACGAACAACCAUGGUUGGAACUCCAUAUUGGAUGGCUCCAGAAGUAGUGACACGUAAGCAGUAUGGUCCCAAAGUGGAUGUGUGGUCUCUAGGUAUUAUGGCAAUUGAAAUGGUUGAAGGGGAACCUCCCUAUCUCAAUGAAAAUCCUCUACGUGCAAUUUAUCUAAUUGCUACUAACGGAAAGCCAGAUUUCCCAUCUCGUGAAACAUUAUCGACGGCGUUUAGAGAUUUCAUCGAUCGCGCCUUGGAGGUUUCAGUUGACCAUCGUUGGACUGCCAGUCAGUUACUAACCCAUCAGUUUUUGAAAUGCGCAAAGCCACUUGCUAGCCUGUUUCAUUUGAUACAGGCUGCGAAAAAAAGUAUUGCUGCGUCUUCUUGA